Puntigrus tetrazona (Sumatra barb) is the source of this 3745-nucleotide messenger RNA. RefSeq names its product N-alpha-acetyltransferase 15, NatA auxiliary subunit a (gene naa15a). The transcript has 20 exons. The coding region runs from base 86 to 2692 and encodes 868 amino acids. Gene Ontology annotation, cellular component: cytoplasm; NatA complex. The record is from RefSeq and is a predicted model, not a curated record. Gene Ontology annotation, molecular function: protein-N-terminal amino-acid acetyltransferase activity; protein binding. Gene Ontology annotation, biological process: N-terminal peptidyl-methionine acetylation. NCBI's taxonomy places the organism in Eukaryota, Metazoa, Chordata, Actinopteri, Cypriniformes, Cyprinidae.
CAGAUAAUCCGGCCAGAGGAUCGAGGUUUCCGAUUCAUGAUUAGAGCAAAAUCACGGUAAACAGUACUCACGAAGAAGAAGAAGCAUGCCCUCGGUAACUCUGCCGCCGAAGGAGAACGCUCUCUUUAAGAGAAUAUUGAGAUGCUACGAACACAAGCAGUACAGAAAUGGGCUCAAGUUUUGCAAACAGAUCCUGUCCAACCCAAAGUUCUCAGAGCAUGGCGAGACCCUUGCAAUGAAAGGACUGACUCUGAACUGCUUGGGCCGAAAGGAGGAGGCGUAUGACCUAGUGCGACGUGGCUUACGAAACGAUCUGAAGAGUCAUGUCUGUUGGCACGUUUAUGGUUUGCUUCAGCGUUCGGAUAAGAAGUAUGACGAGGCCAUCAAGUGCUACAGGAAUGCUCUUAAAUGGGACAAAGACAAUCUGCAAAUCCUCAGAGAUCUCUCACUGCUGCAGAUCCAAAUGAGAGACCUUGAAGGUUACAGGGAGACAAGGUACCAGUUACUGCAGUUGCGACCGGCUCAAAGAGCCUCCUGGAUCGGUUAUGCCAUCGCGUACCACCUUCUGGAAGAUUAUGAGAUGGCAGCUAAGAUCGUGGAGGAGUUCCGUAAAACGCAACAGACAUCUCCAGAUAAAGUGGAUUACGAGUACAGUGAGCUGUUGCUUUAUCAGAAUCAGCUGUUGAGGGAGGCCGGGCUUAUCAAAGAAGCCCUUGAUCACCUGACCAACUAUGAAAAACAGAUAUGUGACAAACUGGCUGUAGAGGAGACACGAGGUGAGCUGCUUCUCAAGUUAGAUCGAGCUGGUGAAGCUACAGAGGUAUACCACCGACUGCUGGAGAGAAACCCUGAGAAUUGGAGCUACUAUCAAGGGCUAGAGAAAGCACUCAAACCAAAGAGUGUCGAGGAGAAGCAGAAAAUCUAUGAAGAUGCCUGGGUUAAGUAUCCUAAAGGCUUGGUGCCAAGAAGACUUCCUCUCAGCUUCCUCACAGGUGAGAAGUUUAGAGAGUGUUUGGAUCGCUACCUGAGGAUGAACUUCAGCAAAGGGUGCCCACCUGUUUUUACCACACUGAAAUCACUCUACCAUCACAAAGACAAGGUAGCAAUAAUUGAGGAAUUAGUUGUGGGCUAUGAAAAAAGUUUGAGAACUUGUAAAAUGUUCAACCCAAAUGAUGAUGGGAAAAUGGAGCCGCCCACUACUUUACUAUGGGUUCAGUAUUUCCUGGCCCAACAUUUCAACCAUAUUGGCAAACAGACGCUUGCCCUCGAAUACAUCAACACAGCCAUUGAAAGCACCCCCACACUCAUAGAGCUCUUCCUCAUCAAGGCGAAGAUAUACAAGCAUGCGGGUAACAUCCGUGAAGCUGCUCGCUGGAUGGAUGAGGCCCAGGCUCUGGACACCGCUGACCGCUUCAUCAACUCCAAGUGUGCCAAGUAUUUGCUCAAGGCUGGACUUAUCAAAGAGGCUGAAGAGAUGUGUUCCAAGUUCACCGGGUUAGAAGGCACCUCUGCUGUAGAGAAUCUGAAUGAGAUGCAGUGCAUGUGGUUCCAGACGGAGUGUGCUCUGGCCUACAAGUCCUUGAACAAAUAUGGAGAGGCGCUGAAGAAGUGCCAUGAAAUCGAGAGGCAUUUUGUAGAGAUAACGGACGACCAGUUUGACUUCCACACAUACUGUAUGCGGAAAAUGACGCUGCGUUCUUACGUUGAUUUGCUCAACCUAGAGGACGUGUUGCGUUUGCACCCUUUUUACUUCAAGGCAGCACGUAUAGCCAUCGAGAUCUACCUCAGCCUUCACGAUAACCCACUCUCCGAUGAAAACAAGGAGUUGCAGGCCGAUAAUGCCAACCUAACGGACAAGGAGCUGAAGAAAUUGCGCAACAAACAGAGACGUGCCCAAAAGAAAGCCCAGUUAGAAGAGGAGAAAAAGAAUGCUGAAAAAGAAAAACAGCUUAAGAACCAAAAGAAGAAAAAGGAAGAGGAUGAGGAGGAGAUUGGAGGACCUAAGGAAGAGCUCAUACCAGAAAAACUGGCAAAGGUUGAGAAUCCUCUAGACGAAGCGGUUAAGUUCCUGACUCCUCUCAAGAACUUGGUAAAGAAUAAAAUAGACACACAUCUGCUGGCAUUUGAGAUCUACCUCAGGAAAGAGAAGUAUCUUUUGAUGCUGCAGUCGGUGAAGAGAGCUUACUUGUUGGACCCCGAUCACCCCUGGCUCCACCAGUGUUUGGUGCGAUUCUUCAAAGGAGUGUUGGACAGUAAGGACAUGCCGGAGGCAGUGCUGACGGUUCUAAAGCAGGAGAUCACAAAACUGUUUGGCGAGAGUGACCCCAAGACUUUCAACAAGAACUUCCUGAGCAAGCAUGCAAACUCAAUACCACACAGAGUUGCAGCCGCUAAGAUGAUGGUCUUUCUGGACCCCUCCUCUGAGGGGAUGGCUGCCGAACUGGCUACCUCCUUGAACGAGUCCCUAACAGGAAGAACCAGUCAGACGUGUACCGAGGUGGUCCAGGCAUUGAAGGACGGGAGUCUGGGCUUGCAGCAGGAGAAAAUUCUCGAAUCGUACCGUGCGUCUUGCCAUGGUAUCUAUCCCUACGCUUCAGCCUUCAUGCCCCCCGGUUACCAGGACAACUCUGCAGUGACCACCAAUGGAGACCUGUCCCCCUGCGACCACGAAGAUAUGCCCAAUGAGAUGUGAGCAUUUCAGAAAGGUAGCAGGGUGGCCGUUUUAUGGCCGUCAGCAUUUUGAGACCAGACGCCCCACUGAGGUUGAGACUCUACUGCACUAACGAGACCAUGGUUACCUUCCACCUUCUUUUCCACUCAUGGAAGCGAGUGAGCAAUAGGGGAAAAACCCGUUUUACAAGUUUUUUUUUCUCCUUUCUGUAUUGUUUAGCUUUUUUUCUUUUUUUUUUUUUUUUUUUUUUUUUAAUGGCCAAUGGCGUCUCUUAUGCUAGAAAAGAAUAAAUGGUAUUAAAGAGAAAGAUUGAUCAAGACGGUCACAGUGAACUCAUUGGGCCUAAUUCCUGUUUAUCAGACACACGCAUCUUGCUUCACAUGUUUUUAAGAGUAAUUUAUAUAAGAUAAUAUUAAAGAGAACCGAAUAAUAUCAGGAGGAGCAAUACUUUUGGUCCCUGUUUGACUUGCGUGGUCGUGUGCCAAACCUGUGGGGCGGACCUUUAGAUGCAGAUGACGGCACCUGUGGCGAGGGUACCUGGGAAGGGGGGGGUUGGGGGUGUGGGGAGUGUGUGGCAGUGAAUUAAUGUGGCUGGGCAGAAACUGUUCCAGGAUCAGCCACCAGGGGGAGCCAGCAGCGAAAACCCACCACGUCUGCUGGGAGGAGACGCUGAUGUUCAGCCAAUAAAUUGAUAACAGAGUCUAUUGAAAGGUCACCUGGAGUGCCGAGGAGAGGCAGACGUGCAUCUCUGUAUUUUAUUUUUAAUUUUUCCUCUUUCAUCCUCUGCUGCCUUUUUGGUUUUUCCAGUUAAUGUCUUAGAGGCGGCAGUGGCAUCUGUUGGACCUGUAGGACUUUUACUGUGACUGUUUCUGUUGGGUUUGUUUGGCAUCUUUUUUUUUUUUUUUUUUCUCCUACUCAUUGUUUGGGUUAUAAUGUUGGUUUCAAACUUUCUGCUUUCUGCAUUUUUCCCCAUAUUACAAGACUCCAUCGAACAUGCAUACCACUGUCUGGAUUCUGAGAAAAUGUCCUGUCGUUUGACACUCACACAGUUACAAAUAAAACAAAAUAACAUGA